Messenger RNA from Oncorhynchus masou masou (cherry salmon), 845 nucleotides. RefSeq names its product caspase-1-like. NCBI's taxonomy places the organism in Eukaryota, Metazoa, Chordata, Actinopteri, Salmoniformes, Salmonidae. The record is from RefSeq and is a predicted model, not a curated record. The coding region runs from base 169 to 576 and encodes 135 amino acids. Gene Ontology annotation, biological process: regulation of apoptotic process. The transcript is spliced from 4 exons.
AUAAAGUUUCAAGGGUCUAAAAGGUUUCCCAACACAAGACCAGAGCGGUCCUUCAAACUGAAGAGUUCCUUCAGACUGAACAUUCCCUGUUCUACCUCCAUCAAUCCACCGAGGAUUCAUCUCAUACAUAGAGACACCACACCAAGCUUUUUCAGGGCGGUUGUGAAAAUGACAGGGAUUGACAUUGAGAUGGAGUUAUUCAGUGAUGAUGAGACGACAGCGUGGAAAGAAAUAGUACCAACAGAUGAAUACAUCUCUGACACCCGUUCAACAAGAGGUCCGACUGGUUCUCCAAAACUGCAGCUGCGUUCUGUACGGACGGAGUUUGUGAAACGAGUGUCAAGACCUGUCCUGAAUGAACUGCUGGACGGACUCCUGCAACACACAGUCAUCAACCAGGAGGAAAUGGAGUCAGUGAAGGUGAUCGCUGAGAGGGCAGAGAAGGCACGUGACGUCAUCGACAUGGUGUUGAGAAAAGGAACUGAGUCGUGUUCCAGGAUGAUCAACCUUCUUGGGGAGAUUGACCCCUAUCUUUGGUCAAUGCUUCAGAUUAACAGUGUUGGGGUUCCAACCUAAUGGUAGAAUGGAUAGUAACAGUGUUGGGGUACCAACCUAAUGGUAGAACGGAUAGUAACAGUGUUCGGGUACCAACCUAAUGGUAGAAUGGAUAGUAACAGUGUUGGGGUACCAACCUAAUGGUAGAGUGGAUAGUAACAGUGUUGGGGUACCAACCUAAUGGUAGAAUGGAUAGUAACAUUGUUUGGGUAGCAACCUAACGGAUAGUAACAGUGUUGGGGUAGCAUUCUAAUGGUAGAAUGGAUAGUAACAGUGUUGAGGUAUCAUUC